Molecule: messenger RNA, 1185 nt
Organism: Rhopalosiphum maidis (corn leaf aphid)
Lineage: Eukaryota; Metazoa; Arthropoda; Insecta; Hemiptera; Aphididae
Product: calmodulin
Exons: 5
Coding region: 332-781 (149 amino acids)
Cellular component (GO): myosin II complex; cytoplasm
Molecular function (GO): myosin heavy chain binding; calcium ion binding
Source: RefSeq, a predicted model, not a curated record
UGCGCUGGUUUACUAAGGAUACCUUAAGCUCUACACCAAUUUAUUCUUAUCUACAUAUUAUCUACACGCUCCGUAAAGAUUAAAAAACAAAUAACAAUAAUAUCGAAAUUAGUGACGACGACAAUAAUUAUUAUUCAAUUUAUGUCAUAACUCAUUAACAUUAAUCUCACAAUAAUUCAUAGUACAAACUAUAAAUACUAUCAAUUUACGAUUGGAUAAUUAUUUUAAAUUUCUGUUUAUUGUUUUAUAUUUUUACAGUUAGACAGAAAAAUAAUUAUAUUACAAGAUUUACCAUAAAAACAAUUGUGUUAUAUUUUGAUUACGUACGAUAAUGGCUCAUCAUUUCAAGGAAGAAGACAUUGACGAAUUUAGAGAAUGUUUUUAUCUAUUUGCUAGAGAAGGGACAAUUAAUAAAUUAGAUGAACUCAGUGUAAUUAUGCGAUCUCUAGGAAUGAGUCCAACAAUAACUGAAUUAAAGAAAUACUUUUCAGAAAACAAUGGAAAAUUACAUUUUCCAGAUUUUCUGAAGGUAAUGCACAAUCAUUGUCGUGUAGAAAAAUUACCUAAUGAAAUUUUAGCAGCUUUUAAAGCUAACGAUCGUCAACAUAGCGGAACUAUUCAUAGCAAACAUCUUAAACAUCUAUUGCAAGGUUGGGGAGAGCAUUUAAAUAGCAAAGAAGUUGAACAAAUUUUUCGAGAAGCCAAUGUCCAUCCAAAUGGCAAAGUUAACUAUGAUGAAUUUGUAAAAAUUGCUUGUGCACCAAUUCCUGAUUAUUACUAAUUGUCACAUUUGUAAAUAUUUAUAAAAAUUAUUUAAUCUUAAUAGCAUUGAUUGAUGUAUCCCUCGUAUGUUGUGAAAUGCGAUUUCUAAUGUUUUUUUAUUCACAUAUUUCUAAUUAUACCUGGAUUGACACUGGCAAGUAUUAAAAAUGUGAACUUUCAACAAUGCUUUAAGUGAAACUAUUUAUGUUUGAAUAUUAUUUUUAAUUGUUACUAAUUUAGAAUUUUUAUACUAUAAUAUUAUACUAAUUUAUAAAUCAAAGAUGAAUAUGCACAUGUAUGUUUUUUUUUGUUUGUUUAAAAAUAAGUAAAACCAUAUAAUUUCAAGCUUACAUGGCAUUAUUUACUAUUUAUAUUUAUUGAGAAAUGAAAGACAAAUAAAUAUCAAACAUACUAUUAAUUUAA